Messenger RNA from Fonsecaea nubica, 330 nucleotides. RefSeq lists its product as hypothetical. The transcript is spliced from 2 exons. The record is from RefSeq and is a predicted model, not a curated record. Gene Ontology annotation, biological process: mitochondrial respiratory chain complex III assembly. Bases 1 to 330 code for a protein of 109 amino acids. NCBI's taxonomy places the organism in Eukaryota, Fungi, Ascomycota, Eurotiomycetes, Chaetothyriales, Herpotrichiellaceae.
AUGGCACUGGCGGCCUACAGACACCUCCUGCGAGCGACACGAACCGCAUUUCAAGACGACUACCAUCUCCUCCAUGCAGCCAGAAUGCAAGCCCGCACAGGCUUUGAGACACUGAGAACAAUGGAUCCCGACUCUGAGGAGGCGAUCAAGGGCAUAGCACAUGCUGAGGGCGUGGCAUCAGUACUACGACACAAUAUUGUGCAGGGCAAGCUGGUUGAGGGGUCAGACGUCAUACGGCUCAAUAUACACGAGGACACCGAGAAAGGUGACAACGAUACCGUCAAGAAUCCCCUCGGCAAAGGUGGCAAGGUCAAGGUUGGCGGUGUAUGA